UUGCUAUAAACUUGACGUGCCACGAAACAAUUGCACGUCAGAAUGAUAACAACAAACAAGCGACGGUACAACAACAAAACCAUGUUAUGCCUCAGUCGCUCACAAUAAAACGAUAGUCGUCGCAGCCCGUGUAUAUUGAACUAGCCGGUAUUACUGAAAUAUAGUGUGCUUUGAUUUAAAAUUAAAAAAAAUAAAAUUUCAUUUGUGUGUGUGUGGGACAUAGUGAAUUUCGUAUAAAUUUGUGAACAUUACACAGUAGGACUUUUCUGACCCGCAGUAUUGUCUCACUCACGUAUUUAUUCAGUUUGCACAGUUUUUUUUCACUUCAUUUAUAUUGGGUAGAACACAAUGGUGGCCCUAGCUAGAGACGAGAUAUUGUUGUUGUUCGAUGUGGAUGGAACACUGACGCAACCACGAUCCAAUGUCGAUCCAGAAUUCGAAAAGUUUAUGUACGAACAAAUUAAACCGCGAGCAACGAUUGGCAUUGUCGGUGGGUCGGAUUUGGAGAAAAUGUUUGAGCAAUUGAAUGGACGUGGCAUUUUGAAGCAAUUCGACUAUGUGUUCCCAGAAAAUGGCCUGGUUCAAAUUGAGAAUGGUGUCGAAGUUGGCAAAGAAUCAUUGCAACAACACUUGGGCGAAGAGACUUUGCAACGUUUUAUCAACUUUGUGCUGCGAUAUUUGUCCGAGUUGAAGUUGCCAUUAAAGCGUGGAAUAUUUUUGGAGUUUCGUAAUGGGAUGAUGAACGUGGGCCCGAUUGGUCGCCAGUGUACCAAAGAAGAACGACUUGCCUUCAAUCAAUACGACAACGAGCAUCAUGUUCGUGAACAGAUGAUUGAGGUAUUGCACAAAGAAUUUGCCGAUGUCGAUUUAACGUACAGCAUUGGUGGCCAAAUCAGUAAUAAUGUUUCCACCGACGUCGUCGCAUUCAACCAUGGAACGGACAACGCAAACCGAACCGCCAAGAGCCAAGAAAUGGAAGCAAAUUUGGCUAUGUUUCUUGGGCGAUGA
Sitodiplosis mosellana (orange wheat blossom midge) is the source of this 1008-nucleotide messenger RNA. RefSeq names its product phosphomannomutase-like. The transcript is spliced from 3 exons. Gene Ontology annotation, biological process: protein N-linked glycosylation; GDP-mannose biosynthetic process; mannose metabolic process. Gene Ontology annotation, molecular function: phosphomannomutase activity. Gene Ontology annotation, cellular component: cytosol. Lineage: Eukaryota; Metazoa; Arthropoda; Insecta; Diptera; Cecidomyiidae. Bases 349 to 1008 code for a protein of 219 amino acids. The record is from RefSeq and is a predicted model, not a curated record.